This is a messenger RNA of Benincasa hispida (wax gourd), 3859 nucleotides long. RefSeq lists its product as uncharacterized. NCBI's taxonomy places the organism in Eukaryota, Viridiplantae, Streptophyta, Magnoliopsida, Cucurbitales, Cucurbitaceae. The record is from RefSeq and is a predicted model, not a curated record.
ACAAAAAAAAAAAAGAAAAAAAAAGAAGAAGAAGAAGCAGUUUUUGAGGUCGAAGACAGGAAGGGAAGACACACGCACAAGCAGAGAGAGCCGAAUUUCACAGAGAAAAACUGGAGAGAGUGUGGGACGACGCUAUUUAACUUCCCCCCUUCCUUCUUCUCUCAAAAAUUUUCACUUUUCCCGCGGCACUUUCCCUCUCUUCUCUCUCUCUCUCUUCACUUCCUUUUCCAAUUUUGAACUCUUGGUAUAUCCCUCGCUUCCCUUCUUCUUUAUCUCUCUCUCUCUCUUCUUUUGCCUCUCCUUUCAAUUCUAGGGUUUUCCUCUCAUUUCUGAAUAUUAAUUUCAGGUAUUAGGAUUCUUUGCACUUCUGGAUGUCGUAGCUCCAAACCUUUGUUUAUGAGAUGCCACGAUCAUGCUCCAUUUGCUUAUUUAACUGACUUGCUUCAAGUUUAUUUCAGGCUGUCCAAAUAUUAUGUUGAUUGAAACUAUCGACUUUUGGUCCUGAUGGACAGUCAGCAGCAUGAGUAGAAAAAUCCAUUCUUCCAGCGUCUUCUGUGUUUGACAAUUUAAGUGGUUAAUCCUUGAGGGUAGUAGUAAUGGAGUGCAACAAGGAAGAGGCCAUCAAGGCUAUGAAAAUUGCUGAGAAGAAGCUGGAAACCAAUGAUUUUACUGGGGCAAGGAAGAUGGCUCAGACCGCACAUAGACUCUUUCCUACGCUUGAAAACAUUACUCAAUUGCUAACGGUAUGUGAGAUUCACUGUUCAGCACAGAAUAGAAUAUAUGGAACUGAAAAUGAUUGGUAUGGGAUUCUUCAAAUCGAACAAUCAUCAGAUGAAACAGUUAUCAAAAAACAGUACAGGAAGCUCGCACUGUUACUCCACCCAGAUAAAAACAAGUUUUCUGGUGCAGAAUCUGCUUUCAAACUUGUUGGUGAAGCCAACAGGCUGCUCUCUGAUCAGUCAAAACGCAAGUUAUAUGACAUGAAGUAUGGAGCUGCCAGAAGAAAUAUUGCACCUUCCAAGCCAUCUCAUGAUCAGCAGAAUGGAUACACAGCCGUCAACAAGCAAGAGAAGGGAACUGCAAAUGGUUACUCAAGUGUUCCUUUCUCACAUUUCCCUGGAGGGAAUUCUUUUAAACCACCACAACCACCGCCACAGCAGGCUUUUUGGACUUGCUGCCCAUUUUGUAAUGUGAGGUAUCAGUAUCUCAAAUGUUAUCUUAAUAAGAUGUUGCGUUGCCAGAAUUGUGGCAGAGGGUUCAUCUCGCAUGAUUUGAAUAAUCAAACUAUGCCUCCAACAUACCACCAAACUCACGUUCCUCAGAAAAAAGUACCUCCCGAGUCGGGACCCUCAAAACCUGAUGCACAAAAUAAUCAUGGUUCUGAUAAGAAAUCUCAUCACAGAUCUGCUGGAGUUGAUUCGAAAGCUAAAGCAGGGAAAAAACAGAAGGCACGGCAUGUGGAUGUGGAAAGACAGGGAGGUAAUGUUAAGCCCAAAUCAGAUGCAGAAAUGACUGGGAAAGAAAGGUCCAGGUCUGAUGCAGGAACAAGCACGGAAAAGGGAGCUACCAAGAACCAAAAUAGGAAGAGACAAAGGAAAUCUGCUGCGGCACGUGGUAACAAUUCUGAAAAUGACCAAGUUGAAGAUGACAAUGUAUCUGAAAAGGAUCCUGGCGCGAGCAGAGAUGAUUGUCAAAGAAGAUCUUCAAGGAACAAAAAACAUGUUUCAUACACGAAUUUAAGUGAAGAUAAGGAUAAUUUACAGGCUCGAAAAAAGUCAAGGGGCAGUGCGUCCACGGACUUGAAAGAGGAGAUGAAAGAUGCAACUGCAGAUGUUGCAGCAUCUGCCAAGGGCAUCAGAGAUGAUUUACCUCCUUCCCAUCCAGAAAUCUUGGCCAACAGAAAACCCAAAUGUGAGGAAGUAGUGAGAGAAGGGAAAAAUAGGUCAGAUAAAAAUGAUAAAAAAUCCGAAACUGAGGAUGAUGAUACAGAGGAAAAUGACUUGAAAGGAGUACAUGUUUUGGUGUGUGCUGAUCCUGAGUUUAGCGAUUUUGAUAAGGAUAAAGCAAAAGAUUGUUUUGUGGUCAAUCAGGUAUGGGCUAUUUAUGAUACCACUGAUGGCAUGCCAAGAUUUUAUGCCCGCAUUAGAAAGGUGUUCUCUCCUGAAUUCAAGCUCCAGAUUUCCUGGUUCGAACCAUAUCCUGACGACGAAGAUGAAAUCAAAUGGAGCGAUGAAGAAUUGCCGGUAGCCUGUGGCAAGUAUAGAAUAGGAGGAACUGACCUAACUGUUGAUCUUCCCAUGUUCUCUCAUUUGGUACAUUGCCCCAAGCAGGGGGCAUCAAGGAAUACUUACUUUAUAUAUCCGAGAAAAGGAGAAACUUGGGCUCUUUUCAAGGACUGGGAUAUUAGAUGGAACUCUGAACCUGAAAAACAUGUAGCUUUCGAAUAUGAGUUUGUUGAGAUCCUGUCAGAUUAUGUCGAAGACGUUGGCAUCUCGGUUGCUUUCAUGGACAAGGUCAAAGGUUUUGUCUGCUUGUUUCAGACUACUGAGAAGCAUAGACAAAACUCCUUUAAGAUUCCACCUAAUGAGUUGUACAGAUUUUCUCAUCAAAUUCCUUCAGUUAGAAUGACCGGAAAGGAAAGGGAAGGUGUUCAGAAAGGAUCAUUUGAAUUAGAUCCUGCGGCUCUUCCCCCUAAUAUUAAUGAUCACGUUGAUCUGAAUAAUGUCAAGGGGGAGACUAAUGAUGCUCCUGCUACUUCUGGAAGAACUGAUCCGUCUCGUGGUUGUAAAUCCCCAAAAGUGAAAGUGGAAGUGAUUGUUCUUGAUAAUAAUGAGGCUGCAAACAUUCAGAAGAAGAGUAACCCAAAGAAGAGUCAUCCAAAAAGUGAGGCCCCAACUAUUGUACGUAAAUCUCCAAGAAAGUUAAACCCGACUGAAAACAACACUCAGGUAAACACAGAUAAGUUCGUCCCUGAAGAUAAUAGAAGUAAAGGUGAAAGUCAAAAUGGCCUAUCAACACACAAGGAAGGCAGCACAAUUCAUCAAAAUGGAGGAACGAACACUCCGAAGAAACAUGGUGAGAAUAGCGCUCAGGAGAUGCUUAGACUUAGAAGAUCACCUAGAGAUUUGAGCAAGAAAAAUGCAGGUUAACGUAUGGAAGAUAGGGAGAGCAGGCAAUCUGAAUCGUGGAAGUUGAAAUCAAAUUUUGCUCUAGAGAAUGGGAAGUAUUCAUCUCCAUGUUAAAUGAGAACAGUCCCAGUUGAUUUCUUAUCUUUCUUUUUUUACCUUGUUCUAGAAAACUCUGGAGCGCUGUUCCAUGCUCUUUUUCAGGAAGCCAUCUAUCGACGAGUUCAAGUUUCGUUCUAAGUCUCUUGCUGAAGGAAAACUUUGAUUUUGCUCAGACCUCUAACAUUGGAAGGUAGAAGAGAGGAGGUGGGUAGGCAUCUCCUAUUUAGAUUAAAUGCUAUGAUCAAAUGGGAAGCAAGAAGUUGACUGGGGCUGUUUGGGAGCUUAAUAUGUUGGUUCUAAUUUGAAGAUUGAUCUGCAAAAGCAGGAAUUGUACAUUUGAUUUCCCAACAUUUUAGUAUAGGAGUAGAGUCAUGGAGAGAGGAUUUCAUCUGCCAUGUUGGCACUUGGAAAAGGGUUACUGUCUAUGUUACUGGAUUUUGGAUGAAAAUGCUCAUGUAGGGAGAAGAUAGGGAACCCUUUUUAUAUGUAACCGCUAAAUUCAUCUCACUUCUGAUCUUCCCAUGUUUAUUCAUGUCUGUUCUAAUUUCUUUUCUUUUGGUAACGAUGUUUGUAAAGUUGCUUUCAGUUUGGAUUUUCUUCAGUAAAACUUUCUAAAGACCAACUAUUGAUUA